This is a messenger RNA of Epinephelus fuscoguttatus (brown-marbled grouper), 5330 nucleotides long. RefSeq names its product guanine nucleotide-binding protein subunit alpha-11-like. Gene Ontology annotation, cellular component: heterotrimeric G-protein complex. The record is from RefSeq and is a predicted model, not a curated record. NCBI's taxonomy places the organism in Eukaryota, Metazoa, Chordata, Actinopteri, Perciformes, Serranidae. Gene Ontology annotation, molecular function: guanyl nucleotide binding; G-protein beta/gamma-subunit complex binding; G protein-coupled receptor binding. Bases 264 to 1373 code for a protein of 369 amino acids. The transcript is spliced from 8 exons. Gene Ontology annotation, biological process: action potential; phospholipase C-activating dopamine receptor signaling pathway; adenylate cyclase-modulating G protein-coupled receptor signaling pathway.
GGCUGCACAUUCCUCUGUAGGCGCGGUGGACUUUCCCGAGCUGCAGGUUGUUUCGCGUGGGCUGGAAAAAGAGUAGUUUUACCUCCGUGUCAGUGGGCUAAUGACGCUUCUGCUGCUGCGCCUCAGCGACGGGAGCUGGUAGCUGGAGUGGACGGAGGGGACACGGUGGGACAUGGACCGUGAGACGCAGUCAGAGUGUGUACCUGCGCGUUUUCAGAGAGUGUGACGGACUGAUUUGGAGUCUCAUUUCAGUGCUUUUGGCCAUGGCGGGCUGCUGGCAUUGGUGCCACCGCACGUGCAUGUGCUGUCUGUCCGAGGAGGAGAAGAAGACCAUUGCAGUGGACAAAGAGAUCCAGAGGAUCCUCAAGCAGCAGAAGAAGAAGGAGAGAAGGGAGAUUAAAAUCCUCCUACUGGGUACCGGGGAGAGCGGAAAAACCACCUUCAUCCGACAGAUGAGGAUCAUCCAUGGACGAGGCUUCUCAGAGGAGGAGAGGAGGACCUUUGCUAAAUGCAUCUACCAGAACAUUUUCUCAGCCAUGAAGGCGAUGACGGGAGCCAUGACCACAUUGAAAAUCCCCUACUUCAACCCUGAGAACGAGAUCUACGCCAAAUGGGUGCAGGACAUAAACACGGUGCAGAUCUCCCAGAUGGAUCGAGGCUAUGCUGACGCAAUCCGCCGACUCUGGGCAGAUUCUGGAAUUCGGGUCUGUUACAGUCGGCGCUGCGAGUACCAGCUGCUGGACUCCACAGAGUACUACAUGAGUAACCUGGACCGCAUCUCUGCCCCAGACUACAUUCCCACGGAGCAGGACGUGCUCCGAGUUCGAUUCCCCACCACAGGCAUCCACGAUUACUCCUUCACCAUCAAGACCAUCACGCUAAGGAUCGUGGAUGUGGGCGGCCAGAAGUCGGAGCGUCGGAAGUGGAUUCACUGUUUUGAAAACGUCACCUCCCUCAUCUUCCUGGCCUCCCUCAGCGAGUACGACCAGGUCCUGGAGGAGAGAGAGACCAUCAACCGUAUGCAUGAGAGUCUGGCUCUGUUCUACACCACCAUCCAUUCUCCGUGGUUCUUCAACACCUCCAUAAUCCUCUUCCUCAACAAGACUGACAUCCUGGCUGACAAAAUCCAGACCUCUGACUUGCAGAAAUAUUUCCCCAGCUUCACAGGUAAGAGGCACGACCCAGAGGACGCCAAGAUCUUCAUCCGCAAGUUGUACGAGCAGCAGGCCGUCAACCGCGACAACAGAGACAGUUGGAAGACUCUCUACCCGCACUUCACCUGCGCCACAGACACUAACAACAUCCGCAGGGUGUUCAGCGACAUCAAGGACACGGUGCUGCUCAAGUCUCUCAGGGACUACGGAGUCAUCUGAACUUUGACACGUCGGUGAAACACAGUGACUCUGUCUGCACUAUGUACGUCUACUAAUGAAGGCCAAAAUGUUGCGUCUUUUUCUGUUUGUUAUUUUUUUCCUAAAGCCUGGACAAUCAGACCAUCCUUCAUGCUCCUGUCCACCCUCUUCCUCCUCUCCCUCAUCAGGGUUUAAUGAAGAAGCGUGGUGGAGAACAACAGGACAAGUCUGCAAUUUUCUCUCACCUUUGCCACCAUCACUAGCUCGCUCUCUUGUCCUCCUCCUCUCAAGUAGAAAACAUGAAGACGUUUAGGGAGAUUGGAGACAAAACAAGACUUGAAUGACUUCAGUAAUCACCCUCACGUCUCUCAGCCAGGAGCUUUUCCUCCUCAUUUGGAGUGUUUUGGUCAUGCAGUGACUGAAUUGAUCCAUAAUUGUAGCAGGAGCAGAGAUGCUAUGAAGUGCUGCGCUGCCAUUAACGGAGUAAUGACUUUUCACAAGUGGCGAUGGGGCCACGCUUGGGUACGCCACCCUGUCACUCUCAUUUUAAACGCUUUAUUUGAAUCCUCCAAGUACAUUCAGGUUCAAUGCAAACUGCUUCUAUUAUGCAACAUAAACACAUGAGUUACUAUCUGCUGCAUCUUUUACUGUCAGACAUUGUGAAUCGAGGGAUUUUCUCUCUGUGAUUAACGUCAGCACAGAGUCCUUAUUGGCUUCACAAACACUGCGCUGCUGUCGGAGGGCCAAAAUCCCGAUUGAUUACAGUAAUCUUGCACACUGGCAAUAUUCCUAUCUGCACUGUCUCCCUUAAUUCUUAUGUGCCUUUUGGAGUCCUCCUCAAAGUGCCAUAACAGCAGUGUGUGAUGACAUCCCUACACUCACCUCCAGUCAGUUGCUGUGUCUGUGUUGAAUGGUUUAUCGUUUAACUCCCUGUCACAUGUGGAUAAAAUACACACUGUGGGGCGAGUUCACAAAGAAUUGUGCAUCGCUUGCAACCACUCUCUGCCUCUUCUCAAGGUCUGAAAUGAUACUGCGCGGAUGACAUUACAGUGCAAACACGCCCAUAAAGUUCUGCAGCUGGGUGCAAUUAGAUUUUUUGUGUGUGACUGCAAUUAUCCAUGUGGCAAUGUAUAAAUAUUGCCUUUGCACCGAGAACACAGCAGGCAGAGCAACAACACAGGGAAAAAGAAAACUAAAUUUUUACGUACGUUACGUUUUACAUUUUUAAGUACGAGCUAUAGGUCCUGAAGGACGAGGCACAGAGGCAUUCUUCAAAACUUCAGGCAAGGAAUUUAAACGUGACGGAGAAACCAGACUUGGGAUUAAUACCCCACUCUGUCAGUCUGCUUCAGUCACCAGCAACUCUCUGAAGACGCUAAUAAUUUCACUGUAACUGUGUGUAGCUCUCAGCACUGAUCUUUGUGAACUACUGUUUUGUAAUGAGGCUCAUUUGCAUAGAAAUAGCCAAUUUUGCGCCGAAUAUAUCCUUAUAACUUAAUUUAUAUACAUUCAUGUGGCGCAGGAAGACAGACGCUAUUUGGUGGGCAGCACAGUCAGGGGUACAUUUAGAAUUACACUUUUUGCUUUCUUACAUGUGCAGGUUAAGCGUCCAUAAAAGCUGUGCGAUCCUUUUGUGAAUUCGACCGUCUGUGUUCAAAAAGAGAGGAACACAACAUGUGUGGAUCUUUAUUGGAAAUUGCUUCAGUCAGUACCAGCAGGGAGUCACAAAAAAAACACAAAGACAGAAUUACAGUAGAUGUGAUGUGGAGAAAAAAGUUCAUAUGGUUUGAAAAUGUAGAAACCAAAUUAUCCUUCCAGCCUCUGAUUUGCUCGUAGAUAUUAAAUGUUGUAAAUCACAAAUUCUGCCAUUGUUAAAUCUAAUUUCUUCAGGGUUUUUUAAAAUUUAUUUUCCCAUCAGACUAGUGAAUUUGCUUUUCUUAGUCAGCGGUUGGUUGAUGGAAGUAAAGGGCAAAAGACGCAAAAAACAAACUCAGUGUGCAAAAGGCCUUAACAGUGGAUCACUUGACUACUUAUACGAGACAGGAGUUGCUGGUAGUAACAGCCCCACAAAGAAAGAUCAGCUAACUCUGCAGGUUCUCUUAACUCUACAGAACAUUAACAUCUUUCAGCUCACAACUUUAGUGUUUCUGCUCACUCUCAUCACCUUGUUUCCAGAUGCAACAGGCAGCUGCUCUGAGCAGAAAAAGUUCUAAUAAACCCCUGAUUGCUUCCUGCUCAGCAUAAAACAGCAGACAGACACAGUUGGCAACUAGCUGGUGAACAUAGUGGAGCAUUUAGCAGCUAAACAGCCAGAGAUUUCCCUCAGGAGUUGGUGGAGAACAAAAACACAGCUAAAGGGAGUGAAUAUUGGACUUCCAUUCACCAGGUCACCAGAAUCACAACUAAAUAAGUUGUACAAGCUUGCAUCAAAGUGCCUAAAAAACAGUUAUAGCUGGAGUGCAGGACUUUUUAAUGAACGUCUCUUACAUUUAAGCCUGUACUAAACAGAAUCACACAAUGCUGAUUAGGCCUACUGUAGCCACUGUAGCUCUCUGUAUUUCACAGUUCACCAGAACUGUGGUGUCUGUGGAGACUUUGCUGCACUGGUGCACCAAAAGUGAUGCGUUUUACGUCAACCAGACAGAGUUAAAGAGGGCAGGAAGUGGGGAGAGAUGGCAGCAGAAGAUCUUGAGAAGUAUCCAAGAAAAGUUCCUGGAGUGGAUGUGCCAGAUAAAAAAGAAGCUCUGCGUUUAGAGGAAGGAAUACAUUUUUAAAAAGACUUGACGAGCAAGUUCCUGGGGGUGGUGGAGAUGCAGUGGGCUCUCCUGUAGGCAUACGUCAGUGUCAGAGGCCUUCAUCUGCAAAAUGUCACUCAAAUUUAACACAUACCAAUCAGGAAGAGACAUAAAACCACAAAAAGAUGCAUAAUGACUACAAAGAGAUGCAGAACAACAAUAACAGGGAGGCAAAACCACAAGGUAGGAGAGGUGAUGGGGCCUUUUGCAGAUCUUUGCCCAGGAGCCAGUUGUCUCGUAAUCCACCCAUGGUCAAAGGCACAUGUUCGAUAGUGUUCGUGUAAUUACUCCCACUGCCAGAGGGGGGAGAUAAAAGUUCCACACUCCAGCUUUAAGUGCCUAAAUAUCUAUUUUUCACUGUGUCAAAAAAUAGUCGGUCAUAGUCUCUGAACUGUUCCUGUUUUGUACUUCUUGACAUUCACUUUCCACACCGCAACAAAGCCAACAGCUGAUUCUUCAGCGCUCGGCGCAAUUAAUACACUACAAUAAAAUCAAUAGCACGAAUUUGAGCACAAAUCAUAGUUAGAGGCUGACAAGGUUUAAAAGGUCACAAGUGAGGGAACUGAGAUGUGUUUGAGAAGGCAGCUCGACUCACUGCGAGUUCAAAUCAGCGAUGGUGGGGGAAGAAAAAAAAAAUCCAACAGGAUAAAGAUUAUUAAUAUAAAGUGGCAGUGUGAACUCUGUGCAUCAGUUUUAUAUCAGCGUGUGGAGAUGGGAAUUUAAUAAUAUUGAUUGCUGGCAUGAGUUGGACCCCCCCUGUGUGCCUCAUUGAGUGUUGAGUGGAAAAUGACAUUGAAAUUCAUUGAAUGAAGUGACCGUGAUGAGGCAAACAUCAGCUCACUGUGUGUCUUUUCUGCUGCUCUGUUAACUGUAUAUGAAGUGUUUUGAUCUCUACACUGCUACAGAUGUUGUAGCUAUGCUGUUGAAUCUUUAUGAUGAAAAUGUUUAAUUGUACUGUACAUUUACUGAUGACUACUUCUGAUUGAGUUUGAACUGCUGUAUUUUUUAAUUCUGUUUACCAACAGCACAUAAACUGUGAUUGUCUAGUGAGCUACUUUCCGGCGAUGUGAGACCUCCUCUCAUACGGUGACAGUGAAUUGUUGUGUGUAGACUCGGGUGGAGGAAGUGGGCAAAUAUUUUUUUUCUAGUUAAUAUUAAAAGCAAACUUUGGAAUACACACACA